UUUUGGAAAAAGAAGAGAGAGAGAACCAGAGAACCAAAGAAAAGAAAAGCCCCAAAUCAUCGAUAAGACUAGAGAGACUGCCACGCACAGCACUUUCAGUCUCAACGAGAAUGGCAACGGCCUUCUCAUUUGCGCAGACCAUUCUCUUCUCCAAGACCUCACUCUCUAUCCGCACAAAUGGCCUAAGAAGCUUCUCUUUUUGCCUACCUUUCUCUUCUUCAUCAGCUGCAUCUCUUUCGUCUGAUAAGCUUCAAAGCAAGAAAUGGAGACAGCCAGUGGCUUCAGUGCUGGAACUUGGUGGCGUCAAGAUUGCUAAAGAUGAUGUGUUGAGGGAUGACCCCACAAACAAUGUUCCGGAUACCAUUUUUGCAAAGCUUGGAAUGCAACUCCACAGAAGAGAUCAGCACCCAAUUGGGAUUUUGAAGAAUGCUAUAUACGAGUAUUUCGACACCAAUUACUCAAAUCAGUUCGAUAAGUUUGAUAAUCUUUGUCCAAUUGUGUCUGUGAAAGAGAAUUUUGAUGAUGUAUUGGUUCCUGCUGAUCAUGUAAGUCGAAGUUAUAAUGACACAUAUUAUGUGGACGCUCAAACAGUUUUGAGGUGUCAUACAAGUGCACAUCAAGCAGAACUACUGAGAAGAGGACAUACUCAUUUCCUUGUAACAGGAGAUGUUUACCGUAGGGAUUCCAUUGACUCAACUCAUUACCCUGUGUUCCAUCAGAUGGAAGGUGUGCGUGUCUUUUCUCCAUCUGAUUGGGAGGCAUCUGGCACAGAUGGCACAACUUAUGUUGCUGGGGAUUUAAAGAAAUGUCUUGAGGGUUUGGCACGCCACUUAUUUGGUGCUGUGGAGAUGCGCUGGGUUGAUACAUAUUUCCCAUUUACCAACCCAUCAUUUGAACUUGAGAUCUUUUUUCAGGAAAAGUGGUUGGAGGUUUUAGGUUGUGGGGUGACAGAACAAGAAAUAUUAAGGAGAAGUGGCAAAACAGACAAUGUUGCUUGGGCUUUUGGACUCGGGUUGGAACGGCUGGCAAUGGUUUUAUUUGACAUCCCUGAUAUUCGGCUUUUCUGGUCAAAUGAUGAGAGGUUCACCUCCCAGUUUUCAAGUGGCCAGCUGGGAGUCAAAUUCAAGCCAUUUUCAAAGUAUCCUCCUUGUUACAAAGAUGUUAGUUUUUGGAUCAAUGAAGCUUUCACGGAAAACAAUUUAUGUGAAGUUGUUAGAGAAGUUGCUGGAGAUCUUGCUGAAGAGGUGCAAUUGAUAGACAAUUUCACAAACAAGAAAGGAAUGACCAGUCACUGUUAUAGGAUUGCAUAUCGAUCGAUGGAACGCUCACUCACUGAUGAAGAAAUCAAUAAGUUGCAGUGGAAUGUAAGAGAGUUGGUGCAGAGCAAGUUGAACGUCGUGCUAAGAUGAAAGGUCCCACUGCGGCAGCCUAUUUUGGCAGCUCAAACUCUGUAAAUUUUUCAUGUAAUUUAUUGGUGUUGAAUUUUUGCCUACACAACAGAAUUGUUCCUUUUUUUUUUUUCCUUCUAUUUUUUCGUUUGGCUGGGUGUGAA
Molecule: messenger RNA, 1552 nt
Organism: Prunus dulcis (almond)
Lineage: Eukaryota; Viridiplantae; Streptophyta; Magnoliopsida; Rosales; Rosaceae
Product: phenylalanine--tRNA ligase, chloroplastic/mitochondrial
Exons: 10
Coding region: 111-1409 (432 amino acids)
Biological process (GO): phenylalanyl-tRNA aminoacylation
Cellular component (GO): mitochondrion; cytoplasm
Molecular function (GO): ATP binding; phenylalanine-tRNA ligase activity; tRNA binding
Source: RefSeq, a predicted model, not a curated record